AUGAGUGAAAGCAUUGAGAGACACACAUUCAAGGUAUUUAACCAGGAUUUCACUGUAGAUAAACGAUUCCAACUGAUAAAGGAGAUCGGCCAUGGUGCAUAUGGUAUUGUUUGCUCUGCCAGGUUUGCAGAAGCAGCAGAAGAGACUACUGUAGCUAUCAAAAAAGUUACAAACGUUUUCUCCAAAACUCUACUAUGUAAGAGAUCAUUACGUGAAUUGAAAUUAUUAAGACACUUCAGAGGUCACAAGAAUAUCACUUGUUUGUACGAUAUGGAUAUCGUCUUUUAUCCAGAUGGUACAUUCAACGGACUUUACCUAUAUGAGGAACUAAUGGAAUGUGAUAUGCAUCAAAUCAUUAAAUCUAGUCAACCUCUAACUGAUGCUCAUUAUCAGAGCUUCAUAUAUCAAAUUCUAUGUGGGUUGAAAUAUAUACAUUCAGCAGAUGUAUUACAUCGUGAUUUGAAGCCAGGGAAUUUGUUGGUCAAUGCAGAUUGUCAAUUGAAGAUUUGUGACUUUGGCCUAGCUAGAGGUUACUCUGAAAACCCAGUUGAAAACAACCAAUUCUUGACUGAGUAUGUUGCCACCAGAUGGUACCGUGCCCCCGAGAUUAUGUUAAGUUACCAAGGUUACACAAAGGCUAUCGAUGUAUGGUCUACAGGUUGUAUCCUAGCCGAGUUCCUAGGUGGGAAACCGAUCUUUAAAGGUAAAGAUUACGUGGAUCAAUUGAACCAAAUAUUGCAAGUAUUAGGGACCCCUUCAGAAGAGACGUUGAAAAGAAUCGGAUCAAAGAAUGUCCAAUCUUAUAUCCAUCAACUAGGUUACAUUCCAAAAGUUCCAUUUGUAGAGUUAUAUCCAAAUGCAAAUCCUCAAGCGUUGGACUUAUUGGAGAAGAUGCUUGCAUUUGAUCCACAAAGGAGAAUCACUGUAGAUGAGGCUUUACAACAUCCAUAUUUGUCUAUUUGGCAUGAUCCAGCUGAUGAGCCUAUCUGUGCAGAUAAAUUUGACUUUAGUUUCGAAGUCGUGAAUGAUAUGGAUGAAUUAACACAGAUGGUAACUGACGAAGUACAUGAUUUCAGACAGUUUGUUAGACAACCAUUAUUGGAAGAACAGGAACUACAUCAUCAUCAACAACAACAACAACAACAACAACAACAACAAGAGUUAGAACAGAAACAGAAGGAAAGCGAUAUGAGGAAACAUACAUCUACUAGUAGCAUGCACUCAAGUCAUCAAAUCAGCCAUUCUGAAUAUGCAACACCUAUGCGUCAACCUGGAAGUUCUAACCAAGCUACACCUCUGCAGGAUUUUGGUCUACAUGCUCAUGAUUUACCAUCACAUGAUACUGAUCUACCACCAAGACCCCAUGAAAACUUACUAGCUUCGCCUGUAGGUGUUAGUCAAACGAUACCACCUCCUGAUGCAGAUGUUCAGAAUGUGAAUAAUAACCAAACUGGACUAUUUGAUCUAGAAAAGGAGCUGGCAUUCGGUCUAGACAGAAAGUACAUAUAG
Molecule: messenger RNA, 1509 nt
Organism: Maudiozyma barnettii
Lineage: Eukaryota; Fungi; Ascomycota; Saccharomycetes; Saccharomycetales; Saccharomycetaceae
Gene: SLT2
Product: mitogen-activated serine/threonine-protein kinase SLT2
Exons: 1
Coding region: 1-1509 (502 amino acids)
Biological process (GO): protein phosphorylation; intracellular signal transduction
Cellular component (GO): nucleus; cytoplasm
Molecular function (GO): ATP binding; MAP kinase activity
Source: RefSeq, a predicted model, not a curated record